AUGCCACUUGUUCCCGGAGAACGAUUCGAAUUCACUCUGUCCACUUACGUGGAAAAUGUGACCAGCACUAAACUGCAUCGAAGUGUCGUCCUAACCCCAGCAUUCGAUAUGACCGGAUUCGGACUGAGUCUUCAGGAAUACCAAAGCGGUGUGAAACUAUCGUGGCCCCAAAGCGACGUUUUCAUGUCAAGAAUGCGAGACAUUUGGAACAAGGUGGUCGGCCCGAAAUCUCAGCUCCAAAUGCGACUAUUUCCGGCCGAUGGUCUUGAGAAAGGAAGCCGUCUGCAGGGAGAUCCUCAUGAAGCCACUCCACUUAUAGUUGGAGCUCUGAAAAAGGGUUCAUGUUACAAGGUGCAAAUCUUCACCGUGACCAAAUCGGGCAUCGUCUCUGAGAAACGAUAUAAUGACUUCUUCCGUAUGUCUGCUCCUUUGGUAAACAUCACCGUCAAGAGCAUCACCAGAAGCUCGGCCGUCAUUCAUGCCGCUUUGGUUUCUCCGGGGGAGGCUGAUCCCGAAUGCCUACUGAACGCCAUCGUACUGGACAUGCAUUCUCAUGUGGUGUUAGACAAAACGCUGAAAGCUCAGUCACAUAACUUUUCACCCAUCGAAUUGGGCGGACUGCGCCCUUUUCACAAGUACACAGUGAACUCCAAGAUUACUUGUGCAUCGGGACCUACUGACUGUAUUUCAACUUCACGCACCAUACGUCCAAUGACAUUUUCCACCAUGCAGGACAAACCGGGACCGGUUCUCUCCCUUUCAGCUCGUCCUCUCAAUCCGUAUUCGGCUCAACUCAUGUGGCUACCACCGGCAUUACCGAAUGGAAUCCUAACGCAUUAUGUAGUAGACGUCAAAUCUGAGGUAUAA
Molecule: messenger RNA, 867 nt
Organism: Haemonchus placei
Lineage: Eukaryota; Metazoa; Nematoda; Chromadorea; Rhabditida; Trichostrongylidae
Source: the annotation of a GenBank genome assembly